This is a messenger RNA of Tachyglossus aculeatus (Australian echidna), 2305 nucleotides long. RefSeq names its product activating transcription factor 7 interacting protein 2 (gene ATF7IP2). Bases 201 to 2192 code for a protein of 663 amino acids. Gene Ontology annotation, cellular component: transcription regulator complex; nucleus. NCBI's taxonomy places the organism in Eukaryota, Metazoa, Chordata, Mammalia, Monotremata, Tachyglossidae. The transcript is spliced from 10 exons. The record is from RefSeq and is a predicted model, not a curated record. Gene Ontology annotation, molecular function: transcription coregulator activity; protein binding. Gene Ontology annotation, biological process: regulation of DNA-templated transcription.
CGCCCUCCCGUUCGGCUCGUAAGUAAGUCGGGACGGCCCUUGGUCCCUCCCAGGAGAGCAGAAGCGGCGGGGGGCUGGCCGGCCGGUUGGCUGGCUGGUCACUCACCACCACCCCCCGCCCCCCAUCCCACCGUUCGUUGGUCUCUCCGGACAGGCCGGUGAGCGCUCAGGUGGACUGUUGGCGGGGACGGAUCCCAAAGAUGGAAAGUUCAAGUACCACCGUCAAAAAGAUUUUAAAAGCCAAGAAGACAAUGCCUCCAAGUUGCCGGAAACAAGCGAAGUUACUAAAAUCGCGUACCUCUGCACCAGAAGCUCCUAAACAGGGUGAUGUGCAAAAUAAUAAAAAGCCGUUAGGGCCUGAGGGCCAAAGCAGCUACCAUAAAAAUUUGGAUAUUGGAAGUUCAGGACCCGACUGCAAGGUCACUUCAGUACUCCCUAAAAGAGGUGAACUACUCUCUCCAAUCUACGAGGCAACAACAGAAGCACUUGAUAAAGGUUCAGUGGUGAAAAAGAGAGUCUUGAAUGAACAGUUUCUAGGCCAGCGCAGCAGGUCAGAUGAAGCAGAAGAUCCUUGUGGCAAACUCUCCACAAGAGAUGCAAAUGAGACACCACACACGCCGUUGCCAAAUCUUGAAUGUGAAGCUCUUAAAAAAAAGCCAUCUAAGAAAACCAAAGCAGAUCGAAGUCCGAGGCCAAAAGUGGGACUGGUUGGUGUGCCCGAUGAUUUAGGCAAAAUGAGAGAAUGCCCUCUGGACAGCCACUCGGGAACUACCGGUAGCAAGAGACGGGAUGCGAAAGAGAAUAGUGGGGUGAUUCCCCAGGCAGAGAAUGUGACACCAAUUGCAGAAACACGUGCUGUAAGACCGAGCGAAGCCACGGUAAACAGAAAUCCAGAUCCACAAGAGGCGACGAACAAGAAGACUGCUAGGGUGGUGAGUCCAGUUAGACCCAAUGAAUCCCGUGGUGCUGUGAAGACAGAAGAGUCCUGUCGAACUGGUGUCAGUAGUUCAGAAUGUGCAAGUGUAGGCUCACCGCAGAAGUCAACAGCUAAUGUUCACAGCAGUACUCCAAAGAAGAGAGUGUUUUCAGGAAACAAAGAAAAUAAUAUUAAGCGUGCAAAAUCAUCAGAGGAAGUGGAAGAGAACAAGUCUGGAGUUCUAAAAAAAGGAACAGUCUUGGAACAGAUCAAAAGCUUGAUUCAAAAGGAGAUCUGUAUUGUUAACCAGGAAAUAUUUGAUCUUAAACUGAAAGAAUUAAAUGAACGAGUUGGAAAAACACAGUGCAGGAAUAAGCAUGAAGCCAUCGCUGUUGAACUCCUUUCAAAAAUAUCAAGGCUUGAUAGACGUAUGAAAGAUGCAUUAGCUGUUCAGAAGACUAUGUUAGAAGUAAGCAAACUACCUCAAGAUACGUCUCACAAGGCUGAAACUCCAGAGACUGUAAUUCUAAAUAAGCAAGACUCUCGAAAACACAGACAUCGGGAAAGAGAACAGUGUUUGAACCAGGGGCCAUCUAAACAUUUGAAAGAUACUCAAAAAACUGAAUCUAUAAAAACAAGCACUUUAUCUGAAGCUAAAAUUAAAGUUAAGGCAAGAGAAAAAGAAAAUAAGCCCAAACCUUUGGCUAAGGAAAAGCCCAUUUGCAAACCAGGAAAUACAGUAAAAGUCGAGGACUCCACUGUGACCUCCAACUUCAAUUCAAAGCAGACAAACACCACCUCAGACUCCUCCAAACAAAUGGCACAGAAUUCAGCACAGCCUGUGGAUGAAUACGCACAUCUUCCACCACUACCUGAGCCACCAUCGCAUUUCAAGCUAGAGAGCAGAUUGAUGGGCACUUUCCCACCUCAGAAGCCUGAACUAAAACUGAAACGAGUGCUUAAGUCAGAAGGCAUUGCCCUGUCAUGGAACAUUUGCAAGAUCGAUCCCAAGUGUGCUCCCGUGGAAAGUUAUCACCUCUUCAUUUGCCAGGGAAACACCACUGGCAAUUGCCCAUCCGUUUGGAAGAAACUAGGAGAAAUUAAAGCCCUGCCUCUCCCCAUGGCCUGCACUUUAUCUCACUUUUCCUUUUCUGGCACCUACUAUUUUGCUCUUCGGUCCAAGGACAUCUAUGGGCGUUAUGGCCCAUUUUGCGAUAUAAAAUCCAUCCCUGGAUCUUCGGAAGACCCCAGUAGCGACCCCCCAGGUCCUCCGUAACCGGCUGCCAAAAUGUUGUUCUGCUUCCAUGUUUGAAAGAUGUUUUUUUUUAAUGUGUAAUAAAUGUGGAGCCAAAGAAGGGUGUAUCCAGUCUAAACUGGUCAACAGUGAAU